Darwinula stevensoni is the source of this 1182-nucleotide messenger RNA. NCBI's taxonomy places the organism in Eukaryota, Metazoa, Arthropoda, Ostracoda, Podocopida, Darwinulidae. The record is from the annotation of a GenBank genome assembly.
AUGCGCCUGCGGAUUCUCCCCGUGUUUAUAUCGACGUCCGAAGGACGGAGGAAAGGUCCUUCGAGGGCAAGGCGAAGGACCUUCGACGAGCACAAGGCGAAGGCCCCUCGACGAGAACGAGGCGAAGGUCACCCUAACGAGGACGAGGUCGUCCAACGAGGACGAGGUCGCUCGACGAGGGCAAGGCAAGGUCCUUCGACGAUGGCCUCGAUGGCCUCGAUGGCCUCCGUGGCCUCGAUGGCCUCGCGCAUCGACGGAGUCGACUGGAGCCUUCCGCCCACCCAUCUCGACCCGGAAGCCCCACGGAUGCACUCCUUGAUCGGCUACCACGGCGCCCGGUGCCUCCCCCCCUGGCGGUACCCGGGCGUCGCCCGGUCCCCCCGGGUCUUCUGGGUCGGCCACUCGGAGAGGACCCCCCCCAGCCCCCCGGAUGGGUCCUCUGGCGUCCCGCACAACGCUCGUCGUCACAAGCCCGGCUCCGUUCUCAGGACGCGGGACAAUGAGGGUCCAAGCAGGUGGGGAGGAGGAGGAGGAGGUGGAGGGUUUCAUCACAGCGGUCACCGAGCCGGCGGACACUGUCGUUCCGCGUGUCCCUUUAACGCGACCGGAGAAGCACGAGGACGAAUGCAAGGACAAAGGCAAGCCGCGCAGGAGGACCCGCAACCCCUGCUGAUGGACCCAGUGGGACCAUCCCUCCCGUAUCCUCAGUGCAAUCAGGAUCGACAGAGCGUGGCUCGAAUCAUCGGGAGGACGAACCUCUGUGCCGGGCGUCCGAACAAGUUCCUCUGGCUCUGCUUCGCCUCCAUGGCGAUCGUGCUCAUGAGCCUCUUCAUGGUCCGCUCCCACACCCAUCUCAUCAUGAUGGGACUGGUCGGGGUGUUCAUCCUCCUUCUCUGCUCCAUCGUGACCCGCGCCAAGGCCGGCCUCCUCGAGCCCGGCGCGAGCGAAUCCUCCCCCCUCCCCCGCCCCCUCGUCGAGGUCCACAGGAUCUCCCCAGAGAGAAUCAGCGUCGACGACGGUCCCUCGUCUCCGCGUCGGUCGGAGACCGGCUCCGAACCCCCGCCGUAUCACAUGGCUCUGCAUCUACCCGAGCCGGAGAAGUCUCCCUCGCCGUCUCCGUCUGUGAUCGCAAGACCCGAGACUCCUCCUCCUCCCUAUGAACUCAGUCUCGGUGUACCUUGA